GGAGUGUUUUGUCCACAGAAUGUGUUACGAUGGUUUGUUAGUUCUUAACUUUGAGUUUGAGGCUGUUUUCAUUUGUAUUUUAAUUCUUUUUCUGUAAUUAACACGUUAAGAUUAGGUCUGUGCGAUUGUUGCUUUGUUGAAAUAUACUUAAUCAUACAUUGACUUGUUUAUUUUGGAAAUUUCCGAGAUGUUUCGUACAAGAAUAGUGACUCUGACCCGAAACUGAUUGUAAAUUUUUUUCACUAUAACUUGUCAUGAAGUGCUCCUUGUGAAUAUACAAUUAUGAAUGAACCUUUAAUUACCAAAGAAAAAGAAGAUGGUGUUCGACAGUUAGCGGAAUUUUUGAGACAAAAUGGUGAUAAAGUAUUGAAUGGACAAAGCAAGCUGUCAUUGACUGUCACAGUCAUACAUACGCUGAAUAAGCUUUUCAACCAUCUUUUGUCUGAUAACAUGGAAGAAUCAUCAGAAGUAUUCUGCACUAGUGGAUCCCGGCUAGGAUUUUUAUAUGAUCUAACUUUUCUUUGUGAUUUUAUCAAGAAAACUCCUCGUUUAAAGAUUAUACCAAGUCCACAACCAGUGCCAUCAAAUGUUGAUAUAUCAAAAUUUCAUAAUUUGAAAGAACUGGAAGUGAAGAAAGUGUCUCUUUGUAUAAUAAAUGGAUUACAAACAUUAUCUCCACAUCUUGAAGUUCUUCAGUGUUACAGAAGUCUAGCCUCUAUAAAUGAUUUGUAUAGGGAGUUGGAACAUUCUAAGAAAGAGGCAUCUCAGAAUGGAGUUUUGUGGGGGAGGCUCAAGAAGUUAUACUUAUCACACAAUGAUCUAGGAGAUUUUGAAAAUGUUGUGGAAAAACUUCCAGAUCUGGAUGUGCUUGAUUUUAGUCACAAUUGCAUGAAGACUGGAGAAAACUUGAAGUUUCUUCAUAGAGUCACUUCACUUAACCUCAGCUUUAACCAACUGACGGUAGUUCCCGUUUUCAGUUACCAGUCUUGUUUUACCUUGAGGGCCUUAUCACUACAAUACAAUUAUCUACAAGAUAUCAAUGGUCUGGCACACUUGAAGCUACUACAGGAACUCGACUUAAGUUUCAAUUGUUUAAUAGAGCAUAAAGUAUUACAACCAUUGCUAUGGCUCCAUCAUCUGAAUGUUCUGUGGCUUUCUGGCAACCCUCUGAGUUACCAUAAAGAUCAUCGGUAUCUCACAUCUACUUUUGUUAGCCUAGAUGCUGUGACAACUGGGAUACUACUAGAUGGUAAAAGUUUAACAAAAAAUGAAAUUUUGAAAGUCUUAAAGAAAACACAAAGAAGGAUGGGACAUUCAGACUUAAUAACCUCUCCAACAUGCGUCAGUAUGAAUACUACAGUUGAAGAUAUUGAAAGCUUUAAUGACACUUUAAGUGUUGGUAAGAAUGACGAAAUUUACAGAGAUUAUAAUAAAGAUAUUACAUUUGUGAAAUCUGAAGAACAAUCAGUCAAGAGUGUUGAGACAGAUGAAAGAGCCACAGAAAGUGUUAAUAGCAUUGAAACAGAGGGGAAAACUAGGAGAAAGAAAACAAGAAAAAUGAGAGAAGUCCAUAUACCAGACCUUACAGAUGAGAUGUGUACUGAGAGUAUGCAGAAGUCCGAAACAAAAAUCAACAUUCCCAGUUGUCAACUGGCAGACCACCUUCAGGCUAAGAUAGCCCUUGAGAAAAGAAGACAGUACUUGGAUUCAGAAUGGCUUAUAGGAAAUAUGGGACAAAACCGAACUCCUCUGGCACAAAGCACUCCAACUUGUUCUUUGAUUCAAAAAGAUAAACCAAUAAAACCACUCCAUGUAGAUUUGGAAGAUUAUCCAGUACAUGUUUCUUCCACAGAAGGUCCUUUUGGUAAUGCAACUAACUCUGCAGUGAUAGUGGGUGAUCAUACUACUCUCCAAGUAGAUGAAGUAGUUAAUGGUAAUAUCAACAAUGUUGUUAAUAAUAAGAAUACAGAAAAUACUGGUAAAGAACAAAUUUCACCAGAAAAGAAAACUUUAGAAACAAGUGAAGAUAUUGAAGUUUUAAGUUAUUGUGACAAAAAGGAACAGAAUGAUGAGAAACAAUAUCAGGUUGCCUCACAGGAUGAAGACUCAGCUUUUAAAAGUGCUAAUUCAGAUAGUCAUUGUUAUAUGGAAACAAAAAGCAGUAGUGAUGAUGCUGGUUUUAUUUGGAACAGAAUGACAUCCAUGGAUGACGAAAAUAUCCUGUCCCCUGAUGAUGACUUUUGGGAUAAUGAUGUGGAAGCUACUUUGUUUAUUGUGCAAAAAUUGGAUGGGGAAAAAUCCGUUACCAUGUUUAUCAGUAUAAUAGGUCAGUGCAUAAAGGAAAAGAAUGUUCUAACUGGAAAGUUGGAAGACUCUCUUGACCUCCGAUCAUUACUUCUUGUGGAAAAAAUGGAUGAGAAAAAGGACAGCAGUGGUAAACCAAAAGUCCAUCUGACCUUCGACUCUUUGAAAAAAAGUAGACGAGAGAGAGUGUACCACAUGGAAGACCUAGACAGUGCUGAGGCCUUUGUAGGUAUAGUCAAGCCAUUUGUUGAUGCCAGAGUAUUUCAGGAAAUGACAAAAGGAGCUCUGCAGUGUCAGAAAUGUCUAGCUGAGUUUUCUAAGGAUGUUGCUAAGCGUAAACUUGUUAAGGUGUCUGGACCAGUAGAAAUGCAACAUUUAAAAAAUAUUUAUUCCAAUAAAGAGUAUCAUAGUGAAGUUGAAGUUUGUCCAAACUGUGAGAGCACAGUUGUGGUGCAGCUUGAUUCUUGUCCUUUACCUGCUGCAGAAAGACCGACUACUCUACAAGUUUCAUCCCAUUUCAUGCCACAGAAAACUGCACACUCUUCAGACAGUGCUUCUCACUUAUCUAGUUCUCCACGAAAAUUCUCCUCGGAUAUAUAUGGAAAGAACUUUAAUACAGAUAAUGGGUCAAAAUCUUUACCAUAUGGAUCCAGAGUUAUCAGUUGCAGUCCAAACUUAAGAUACAAGAAGUACAGUCAUGGUCGAAGUGUUUCUCUAGAUUUUCAAGAUGAUGGUGAAGAUAAAAAGGACCAAAUGAAACCCACAAAGUCAUCAUCAGAAACCAGCUCCCUUGUAUCAUCUGAAGUAGUCUUAGAUCCAGUGUGUUCUUCAGUCCUUAAGCACAGAGAAGAUUUCAAAAGAAGCUCUAGUGACAUUACAAUACUGAGUAACCCUAGCCAAAGUAGCAUUGCUGUGAUCUCUUCAUCUAGUUCAGAACAAGCUGUUCAAGGAUUAGAAGUGAUUUCUGAAAAAUCAAGUGUCUGUAGUCCUGUUGCUUCUCCACAUCAUAUAAGUGAUUUCAGCAAGUUAGAUACAUCCAACUACCCCGGUGUGACAAGAAAUCGUUACAGAAGCUUAACUGCAGAAAGUGUUUCAUCAGGAUCUAUGACAAGCAGUGUUUGUACAACCAUACAAACUGGAAAACCAUCUGACACUGACCUUGCUAUAAUAACACCUGAAAAUGCUGGUUCAAAAAAAUCAUAUAAUGCAAGUUUAUUAGAGGCAUCACAGUGUACUAAUAGUUCUGAUAAUACUUCUUCUGUAUCAUCAGAAAUUUCUGCAAUUCCUGAGGUACCUUUUGAUAGUGUGGGUACUAAACAAAACCAAGACAACAUUGAAGUCAAAGAUACCAAUAAAUGUGAAGCACAAUCAUCUAGAGUUAUAGAAGGAAAUGAUGAGAGCAGAAUUUCUUUGAGUCACAAUAUUAACAUUUGGUCCAUGUUAUCUGAAGGAACAAGGGUCAGUCAUAAUGAUUUUGUGCAGAUUGACCAUCGUCUUAAACUUUACCUUGAAGUCUAUGUACUAGGCAGAGAAGAGGAGGUUACAGGCAUGUUAAAGGCAGGACUUGUCCUACACUCAUCACUAGAAGAGGUUUCAGGAUUGCUAGUGCUUUCAGAAACUCAGCUUUACAUUCUUCUUAGAAAUGGCAGUGAAGAUAGUGACCCAGAUUCCAGUCUCCAGGUAGUUGAUAUUAAGCCAUUGAAGAAACUUUCAAAAAUUACUAUUUUAUGUGGAAGUCAAGGUUUCUGGCUAACCUGGGGUGGAGAUGGUUUUUGGAUUCUGUGUUUAUUGAAAGAUGCUGACUAUUGCAAUUGUUUCAUCUCUUUUCUAUCAGAUCUUAUAAAGAAAGAUACCUUACUGAGCAAUGAUUCCAUAGUUAUUGAGACAUCAGCUGAACAAAGUCUUAUACAACUCACUGAACAAGUGUUGCUUUGGAAACCUGAAGGUUCAGAGUUCCACCAAACUGACUGUGAUACUGAGGUGUUGCUCUACUUAAUGGGUUAUUGGGCAGAAGUUGCUAAGCUUGAGAAAAUGGAGAGGUGUAUGUCAACUUCACAGCCUGUUGUCCUAGUUGUCACACAAACAGAUAUCUGUGUUGCUCGUAUAUGCUUCCGAAAGUCUCACAUGUCACAACCAGUUACAUAUUAUGAACCUCUCAAUAGACAAAAGAUCUCAAAUUUAAUUGAAGUUGUCAUUCGAGACAAUCUACUAUGUGUAAAACUGUCUUUUCUGGAUGAAGACAGUGGCCAAGAGUUCUAUUGGAUCAUUGGUACCCAAACUAAAACUUCAUUAGGAACAUUUCUCAAUGUAAUAAAAGGACCAUGGGAAGCUUUAUUUGAGGUUGAAUUACAAUUAACUUUGGAAGAAAAUGUUAAAAGCUGACUGAAGGUUUAAUAACAGUUUUUGUCAUUCAAUAAAUUGACCUCUGAUAUUAUGCAUAUAAAGUAUUAUAUAUUAAUUUCCUUCAUUGUUUUGAUAUUGAACAUAUUGGUUACUGUUUUUUCUUAAAUAUGUUGAACUCACAAAAUCAGUAACAACCGUUUUACCUUAAUUAAUCAUUUGACAAUAAUUAAACUAUUUAAAUGCAUACUAAUCAUAAAAGUACUGGACAACAAAGGGUUAAAUGGAACGAAUGUCACUUAAUUUUCUCUUGCAUUGGUGUUAUAUAAGUGUAGCUUCUAGUUUAUCAGUGUUUCAUUUUAGCACUGUCAUACUACAAUUUUAAGUAAAAUUAUAUAUAUAUUAAUUCUUUUCUAAUUGUUAAAUUGGAAACCAGUAUAAAGUGAGAGUCAAACUUUAAUUCUCCAGUAACCUAAUAUUCUGGAUAACCAUCAUUUUCUUGUUUCAAAACUUUCCUGUUAACUUAGAGAAUUUUAUCUGUGUGACAAAUAUUUAAUGAUAUAAAAUGUUUUGUUUUAGUUAGUGAAUUACCAGAUAUGAAGUAACUAAUAUUGUCAAUGAUUUUUUUUUCUUGCUGUAUUGUCUAAUUGGCUGCAAGUCAAUAAUCUCUUCAUAUGGCUAGUGACGAAGCUUAAAAUGGUUAAUUUUUCAUAAUCUGGCAAAGUGCAGUAAAAAGAUCUUACAUUGUACUUUUUUUGUGUGUAGUAUUUGUAAAGUUAAAGAAAAUGGAAGAUUAUAUAUAUAUAGUGAGUAUUUAAUAUACCAUAUAAAAAAUAUAUUUUUAUCAUAAAAGUAUUAACAUAUUUAAAAUUUGCUCUGCUAAGUGAGGCCAGAUUAAAGAAUUUCAGCAAAUUAUAUGUGCAGUUUGGACUGAAAAUGUUUUUUUUUCUAUUAAAAUAUAAUAAUUUUUUGAUGUAUUCCAAGCAAGCUGAAAGACCUUGUAAUUGUGAAUAAAGUUUGUGAAUAUUGGGAGAUUUUUGUAAUGACA
Molecule: messenger RNA, 5692 nt
Organism: Limulus polyphemus (Atlantic horseshoe crab)
Lineage: Eukaryota; Metazoa; Arthropoda; Merostomata; Xiphosura; Limulidae
Product: serine/threonine-protein kinase 11-interacting protein-like
Exons: 25
Coding region: 283-4686 (1467 amino acids)
Cellular component (GO): cytoplasm
Molecular function (GO): protein binding
Source: RefSeq, a predicted model, not a curated record